CGCUCCAAAACCUGAGCUCCUCUGUUCUGUUCCCUUCUCCACCUAUCACCUCUCCUCGGAUCGUCAGCAACAGCGGCGGCGAUGUCGGCGGCGCCGGUAGUGGACGCGGAGUACAUGGCGGAGGUCGAGAGGGCGCGCCGCGACCUGCGCGCCCUCAUCGCCAGCAAGAGCUGCGCUCCCAUCAUGCUCCGCCUGGCGUGGCACGACGCCGGCACGUACGACAAGGCGACGAAGACGGGAGGGCCCAACGGCUCCAUCAGGUUCCCGCAGGAGUACAGCCACGCCGCGAAUGCGGGCAUCAAGAUUGCUAUUGAUCUGCUAGAACCGAUGAAACAGAAGCAUCCCAAGAUUACCUAUGCUGACCUGUAUCAGCUUGCCGGAGUUGUUGCCGUUGAAGUCACCGGUGGGCCAACUAUAGAUUAUGUUCCUGGCAGGAGGGAUUCUUCAGAUUCCCCAGAGGAAGGCCGUUUGCCAGAUGCUAAGAAAGGUGCUGCGCAUCUGAGGGAAGUCUUCUACAGGAUGGGCUUAUCAGACAAGGACAUAGUAGCACUCUCAGGCGGCCAUACUCUCGGGAAAGCUCGUCCCGAAAGAUCAGGAUUUGAUGGUGCCUGGACAAAGGAUCCACUGAAAUUUGACAACUCCUAUUUCAUUGAGCUUCUGAAAGAGAAUUCAGAAGGGCUUCUGAAGUUGCCUACUGACAAGGCUCUUGUUGAAGAUCCUACAUUCCGCCGCUAUGUCGAACUAUAUGCCAAGGACGAAGAUGCAUUUUUCAGGGACUAUGCAGAGUCGCACAAGAAGCUAUCUGAGCUGGGGUUCACGCCUCCUCGCUCUGCAUUCAUCUACAAAUCAUGCCAGAAACCAAAGUCCCUGUUGAUGCAAACUGCAGCUGGGGUUGCAGUUGCUGCUGCAGUUGUCGCAUGGGCUUACCUCUGUGAAUCCAACAAGAGGCUUGGCUAAUUUAAUUUGCAUCGAUCACAAUGAUCGUUAUUUCGUCUCAACCACUAAUGGCUGUACAAAAAGAAGGUACUCGAUUGGAACAUUUGGAUGAUGUAUAUGUGUUUGUUGGUAUAUAUAUGUGAGUGCUGCUAAGUCUGCUAUGUUGUAACGGUGUACAAAGAAUGAAAUAAAACAACAGCCAAUGGUUGUAGUUAGA
Messenger RNA from Oryza sativa Japonica Group (Japanese rice), 1153 nucleotides. The record is from RefSeq and is a predicted model, not a curated record. Lineage: Eukaryota; Viridiplantae; Streptophyta; Magnoliopsida; Poales; Poaceae.